AGUGGUAUAUUUUUUGGAAAUAAUAAUGAAAAAAUAGCCCAGAGACUUAAAUCCAUUAUCCCCAGAAAUCAUCACCAUGAGUUCAGUCUCCUGCUCUGUAGAUUGUUCAUCUGGUGAAUCAUAUCAAAGGGAUUUGAAAUGGUUUGGGGCAAAUAUGGGAAAAGUGAUAACAGCUUUGAGUCUGUGAACUUUCCGAACAUAAAAAUGCAAACGUGUCAUAUGAUAUGAGCUACAGUUUUCUGCAACAAGUUUCAGUGACUUACAUAUUUCAAUCAACACUUUCUUUUGACAUUUUCAGAUUGCUUUCCCUCUUCUCCUUUCCCCAACAGUGUUUUCCCUUUUUGCCCUCAAGUCAGCAGUUUCAUUCCCCUACUGGUGUUUGUGGAACACAUGAACUUUGCCUCCAUCUGCUCAUCCCUCCAUCUACUUUACUGUCAUUCCUCGCUCCAUCCAUCACUCCUCUGUUUCCUCUGUCAGUUCUGUGAGCUAUGAAGAGAUUCACUGGUUUCCUGAGUGGAAGAAAUGAUUUGGCCACAGGAGCUAUCUUUUAGGAGAAUCUUACAUCUUUAAAGUCAAGCCUGAAGGAGAGAGUGCUUGCCUGAACCUGUCCACAUGCCGCAGGGGACGGUGACCACAGGUGGAGGGAAGGAGGCCCCCGUGGAUGCAUGAAAGAGAGAAAAAAGAAAGAUGGUGUGUGUGCUGAAGUGCAUCAGAAGGAGCAUCUUUCACCUCGGCAGGGAUGUGCUGCGAUCUGCCACAGCUGAUAAAAAUCAGGCCGAGGAAAUGCAGUUUGCAGCAUCUCACAACACUUGAUUUCCACAUCAAAGCCAGUCUCCAACAUCUCCGCCUGCAUCUGACUGUCUGCCAAGAGAAACCUGUGGGUUUCUAUUUCCAUGAGUGACGUUUUUGGCCCAUUUUGGAUGUGAAACGUGAACUCGGUCGCCCUUCACAGAAGAGCAGUGGGUCAACCCAAACAAACUGUUCAAAAGCAAGGAGGACACUGUAAAGAUCCCACCGCAUGUCGAGAAGUUUAACACGAGGACUGUAGCCUGAAGCGAGAGGGAGCUUUGUGUUUUGAGCCUGUAAAGAUCCUGUAAAGUGAACUGAAACACAACAAGAACCACUAGAACAAAAACUAAAAAAGAAGCGUCUUCUCUGACUGUGUCAAGAUGAUGACCAUGAUGAUGAUGAUGGCGGCCAUGAUGGUCACUUGCAGCUCUCUGUUUCUGCUGGGUCUGGCUGCGGCCCACGCCUCCUCUAGCACCGUGACCCGCACUUCCUCUUCAACUUCGUCCUCAUCCUCCUCGUCCUCCUCAUCGCCACGCAUGAAGCUCUCAUACAAAGAGCUGCAGCAGUUCCAUGGAGUGCGCCGGUUCGAGUUGGAGCGCUCCUGCUGCUUCAGCGCUCUGCUCCUCGAUGAAGAACGGGGACGUCUCUUCGUCGGUGCCAAGAACUUCCUGCUGUCACUCUCACUGGACAACAUCGCCAAGCAGGAACACAAGAUCUACUGGCCUGCUCCUGUCGACUGGAGGGAGGAGUGUAACUGGGCUGGCAAGGAUAUCACUUCUGACUGCGUGAACUAUGUGAAGAUUGUGCACCACUAUAACCGCACCCACCUGUACGCCUGUGGAACUGGGGCCUUCCACCCUACGUGUGCUUUUGUAGAGGUGGGACACAAAAUGGAGGACCACGUGUUCCGGAUCGACCCCUCGAAAGUGGAGGACGGGAAAGGAAAGAGUCCGUAUGAUCCACGCCACAAUGCCGCCUCUGUGCUGAUUGGUGAUGAGCUAUAUGCUGGCGUGGCCACAGACCUAAUGGGGCGUGACUUUACCAUCUUCAGAAGCCUGGGGAAAGGCCCCUCUAUCCGCACUGAACAGCAUGACUCACGUUGGCUCAAUGAACCAAAGUUUGUUGGUUCCUUCUGGGUGCCAGAAAGUGAAAACCCCGAUGAUGACAAGAUAUUUUUCUUCUUCCGCGAGACUGCGGUCGAGGCCCAGGGACUUGGAAAAUCCACCUACUCCCGCAUCGGACAGCUCUGCAGGAAUGACAUGGGCGGUCAGCGGAGUCUGGUCAACAAGUGGACAACAUUCCUCAAGACCCGUCUCAUCUGCUCGGUACCAGGGGCGGAUGGCAGCGACACGUACUUUGACGAGCUGCGCGAUGUGUUCCUGUUGCAGACGAGGGACAGAAAGAACCCUCUGGUCUACACGGUCUUCUCUACUUCCAGCAGUGUAUUUAAAGGCUCAGCUGUGUGCCUCUAUUCCAUGAAUGACAUCCGGAGGGCCUUCCUGGGGCCCUUUGCUCACAAAGAGGGGCCCAACUACCAGUGGGUCCCCUUCCAGGGAAAAGUGCCUUAUCCCCGCCCAGGAAUGUGUCCCAGCAAGACAUUUGGCAGCUUUGAAUCCACGAAAGGUUUCCCGGAUGACGUGAUCCAGUUUGCCCGUCACCAUCCUCUGAUGUAUAAUCCGGUCUAUCCUAUGAGCCGACGGCCCAUCUUCGUCAGAACUAACGUGGACUACAGCUUCACACAGAUUGCUGUGGACAGAGUCAACGCCGCCGACGGACAGUACGAUGUCAUGUUUAUUGGCACAGACAAAGGGACCGUUCUAAAAGUCAUCAAUGUCCCCAAGGAAAGCUGGAACAAUAUGGAGGAACUUCUACUGGAAGAGCUGGAGGUUUUCAAAGAUGCAUCGUCUAUCAACAACAUGCAGAUCUCCUCAAAACGACAACAGCUGUAUGUCGGCUCUGACACCGGCAUAGCCCAGGUUCCCCUCCACCGCUGCAGUGUGUAUGGGAAAGCCUGUGCUGAGUGCUGCCUGGCCAGAGACCCGUACUGUGCCUGGGAUGGAACGUCCUGCACUCGCUAUCUGCCCAACACCAAGAGGCGCUUCCGUCGUCAGGAUGUGAGGAACGGAGACCCCAACACUCUCUGCUCUGGAGAUCACCAUAAGCACCGCGUGACAGAGAGGAAGUUGUAUGGCGUUGAGGGAAGCAGCACUUUCCUGGAGUGUAUCCCCAAAUCCCUUCAGGCCAAAGUGACCUGGACCUUCCAGAAACAUUCACAGAACCCACGGGAAGAGGUACGUCUAGAUGACCGCAUCCUUCAGACCGACAGAGGUCUUCUGAUCCGCCGAGUCCUAAAGAGAGACAUCGGCAUCUACCAGUGCCACGCCAUGGAAUACGGUUUCACCCAGACUUUGCUUGGUAUCACUUUGGAAGUUGUGCCCUCAAUGUCUUCCUCAGCCUCCAAUCUACCCUCCGAUGCACAGGUCCGCAGUGGAGGCGGGCCAGCAGUGACCAAUCAAAAGCUUUGGUACCGGGACUUCAUGCAACUGGUGGAUCACCCUAACCUGAGCACCGUCGACCAGAUCUGUGAGCAAGUUUGGGCGCGCAAGAACGCGGGCAGCGAUCAGGUCGAUAAGGUAUUUCCCGCCCCGGCAAAGGACGCCCUCUCUGCGGGUCCCGCCGCCCGCCCAGCGAACAAGAAGUGGAAGCACCUGCAGGAGAUCAGGAAGGGGAGAAACCGCCGGACCCACGACGGGAAACCAAACCCUCGUGCACCACGCAGCGCAGGGGAGUAACAACGCAGAGGUAAAAAAAGAAUGACUGAUACAGGAAGAAAAGAGGCGUAUGACAGAACGAGACUGAGAACUUCUGGAGGUGUUCACCCACACACACACAUACACACACACACGCACACACACACAUACACCUCCUCCAUUGUGUAUAUUUCUCUAUGGAUGCCCCCCAGUAUAUUGUACACCUGUCCCCGACUCAUCACCCCGGCGGUCAGCCCCUGCAUGUGCUGCUUUAUUGCCCAAUUCACUAGAAUAGUUGAAACAGAGACGUGAAAAGUAAACCCGACGCUACUGUGGGCGGUGCACUUAACACUCACCUGUCGUUCCCUUUGACACUGACUGGUGGAGGAGGGUGGGUUCCCCGUUUGUCAGCUACACGUGAUAUGUACAUAGCAGGUCACACAGUGUGGACACCAACUGUCUGGGCGACACCACUUGGGGGGGAAAAAAAAACCAAACAAAUCAACUCCAAGUUUUCAAAAAUGAAGCCUUCACAUUGCGUUUCCCGCCUGAAGAUUUGAUACCUGUGUACGUGGACUCGAGUGUGUUGCUCGACGGGAAAGAAUGGAGAAAUGUGACGACUGGGAUAUACUGCGAAAGAAUGGUCGCAAACUGGAAAACACACAAAAACACAUCCUUUAACGUUAUUCCUACAUAGACACAUGCAUCGAUCGACUUCCUGUGGUGCUCCUGGUGCACAUACUUUCACCGGCCUCACUCUUCACGUGUCUGUGUGUGUGUGUGUGUGUGCACAGAUGAGGUGUGAGAUGCCAGCAGUGUGGGCGCAGCCUGUGGAAUAAAUCAGCAUGAUGCCGUACUGAUUAUACUACAUAGCAUGUUUCUUAGUGGUUUCCUUAGGCACACUGAGGCUUGUUGCAGCAAAAAUAAAUCACAGAGUACAAUGCAGUUAUGGUUAGAGAGUAGUUGAAUCUGGCCAGAUAUGAUUAUAUUGCUUCACUGGUCCAAACCACUAGAGAAUGAGGGGGUGGAAAAAACUACUGGCAUUCCAUGAUGUGAGAGAAAGAUGAGAUGUUUACAGUGCACAGACAAAGCUGGAGCUCAAAGAAAGUCGCUCUCUCUCUCUCUGAAGGCCCCGUAACGUCCCUGUCAGACCUGGAGUAACACCUACACACGUUUGAGUUAUGUUUUACGUGGCUUUGUUAACACAUACAUACAUAUUUUUUAAGUAUAAAGAGUUUUGACAUGACCCAAAACCCUUGCUAUAAGAUUUAUUAUUUAUUGAGUUUUAUUUGAUUGUGUUCAGUGUGUUGUGUAUUAAUAUUAAGGAGAUACAUGAACACAGUAGUUUAUAGAUGGAGAGCGUUAAAACAGCGAGGAGGAGGAGGAGGAGGAGGAAGAAAGAUCUUUAGUGGACUUCACAUAUGACAACCCAUGUUUCGGGGAUUCAGUACAGUAUAUAUUUUAGCAUAUUUAUGACUGAAAAUAUGAUUGUUUUUUGUAUUCUAAGUGGUACUUUUACUUCUCGCUCUUUUACACUGUUCUUGCAUUUGUUUGUGAUAAAUACAUAGUGUAUAUGCAAAUGUUAUGAAAUGUCAUUAGCUCCUUCAUUCAGCACAGAUUCAUUUACACAACAACAACAACAACAACAACAACAACAGAACUGCAUCACCCGCAACAGUAGAAAAAAAAAGAUGAACGUCCGUCUGACUUUAUACACUGUUGUAAUCAACACCAUUUGAAUUGUUUGCUGCUCAACAGUGUCAUCUCUUCCUAAAGGACAGUUAGUACAAUAAGGUCUUCCUUCCGUCUGUCUGUCUAUCUGUCUGUCUGUCUGUCUCAUGUACGGUAUCUAUCUGUGUAUUAUCUGUAAAGAGACUUUGUCAGUGUGUGUGUGUGUGUGUGUGUGUGUGUGUGUGUGUGUAGCCUGCCCCCUAGUGUCCGUUGUGCGUACAAGCUCAGACAAAGAGCCGACCUGUGUGAUAUCAUUGUCCCUCGACGUGAUAGAAAAGAUAAACCACUCUUAUAUGUGUUUUGCGUUCAUGAAAUCUCAACAUGAUUUCCCUCUUGGAUAUGUGGUCCAAUUUGUGCUGCUACCAUAAAUAUCCCGAAAGCAAGAUUUCCCACUAUACUCGCAACAGAAAUGUAUUUUUUAAAAGUCGUAUUCUCAAUUCUCAAAUUACGUCUUUGGGUGAAAGCAGCACAAACUAGGUCUGUGUGGGGGAUUUGUAGAUGUAUGGAAUCAUUGUGGUUAUUUAUGUACCUUCUUCUUUGCAGAGAUGUAAUUAAUUCAUUAAAGAAAACAGCACGGACUGGACUCACUGACACCUGUAAAGUGGCACCACGUUUCCAGAGCAGCAGAUGUUGGAUUUAGGUCACUAAUACGCUAAAAUGGAGAUUAAAAGUAAUUAGUUGUGUACAUAGCCUUUUUUAGAAUGGUAGUGAUGUCAGACUUGACCGAGUCUCCCUCUCACGUCAGCUGUCGUUUCCUCGUCUUUUAAAAUUGCAUGACCGAUGUUAGUGGCUGAACAUGUUUGACAAUGGUGUGGUGGCAAGAAAGAGCAAAAGAAAGAAAGCACAAUGUUGAAAAUGAUUAUUAUUAUUAUUAUUAUUAUGAUGAUUAUUAUUAUUCCUAUGUAUUUAUGUGCAAAGAUAAGCUGGUACGCUGGGGUGGAUUUUUAUUUUUCUUAUUAAUGUAGAAAUACGUCUGUAUUGUUCAUGUUCUGCUGAAAAAUGGCUCAUCCUCAAUGUUUUUGUACAUUUUGGCCAAUGAGGAAACUCCUCCUGAACAGUGUCCCAAUUAGAGCUUCUGCUGUUCACACUCGGCCCUCCAAUAAACACUCCUGUUGUAUCCCAGGCCAUGUGACACACCCCUGUACAACAGCACAAGGAGAGGCUUGUGUAAGUGUGUGUGUGUGUGUGAGAAAGAGAGAGAGAAGGAGAGAAAGAAAUGUGUGCUUGUGAUUUAUAUGUGUGUGUGUGUGUGUGUGUGUGUGUGAGAGAGAGAGAGAGAGAGUUUUUAGGGGAAAGCAGAGCUCUGUAUAUAAAGGCAAAAUAACAGUAGCAUGCAUGUGUAGAGAGAGCAGUGUUAAUGAAAGUUCAAAAGGUCAAGGCCAAAGUUAACAUGGUGCACUGUCAUUCUCCCGGAGGUCUUUGUGAAGAGUCAUGUUUUUGAUUAACACAAUAAAAUAUGCAGUUACUUUAAAA
Messenger RNA from Solea senegalensis (Senegalese sole), 6743 nucleotides. RefSeq names its product sema domain, immunoglobulin domain (Ig), short basic domain, secreted, (semaphorin) 3B (gene sema3b). Gene Ontology annotation, molecular function: chemorepellent activity; semaphorin receptor binding. Bases 1170 to 3581 code for a protein of 803 amino acids. NCBI's taxonomy places the organism in Eukaryota, Metazoa, Chordata, Actinopteri, Pleuronectiformes, Soleidae. The transcript has 21 exons. The record is from RefSeq and is a predicted model, not a curated record. Gene Ontology annotation, biological process: negative chemotaxis; axon guidance; semaphorin-plexin signaling pathway.